Molecule: messenger RNA, 3534 nt
Organism: Guillardia theta CCMP2712
Lineage: Eukaryota; Cryptophyceae; Pyrenomonadales; Geminigeraceae
Exons: 5
Coding region: 1-3534 (1177 amino acids)
Molecular function (GO): zinc ion binding; nucleic acid binding
Source: RefSeq, a predicted model, not a curated record
AUGGCGGCAAGUGUUUCAGGAGUUGAUGAAGGGGAACGAAGAGAUGUACAAUUGUCAGAUAAAGAGACACGCGAAGUCGAUCACACAAAGCUAUCCGACAGCAGCAGAGAUCUGAAAAGGAUGAAAGAGAUAUCCGGCAGUCUUCAAGUAGAAGAUCCAGCAACAAGCCAAGAACAAAGCUUAGAGCAUGGAGGUAUUCCUCAGCGAGAACCGGAGAUCGCUUGCAUGGCACCUGCUGCUGCAGAAUGCAAUAUGGAGGUCCAAGGUCAGGAGGAAGAAUGUCAGAGAACAGGAGAAAAUGCAACAGAACAGACUCAGGAGCUUAUCAGUUGUCAGGAAAUGGAAUCUUCCAUAGGAUCGAACCAGUCGUCCAGGGCCAAUGCGACCUCCCAAGAAAAUAUCUUACCUGCAGAAGAAAUAUUGGACAGAAAUGGAAACGUUCACUGUGAUGUGCCUGAAGACAACUUUGAUAGAAAUAGAUGUAUGAACGGCGAGUGUCUUGCAGACGAAAGGGAUAGUGAGGGGACGGAAACAUGGACGGGGACGGGAAUGGAACAAGAAGGUAAUGUAUUAGGUUCCAAGAUUAUAAGGGAGGAGGCAGAAGCAGCCAUUGACGCAGAAAGAAACGAUAUUGACAAGCAAUCAGAAAGAAAUGAAGGGACUGCAGACAGUGCGAGUGCUGGUGAACUUCAACUUCACAUCAAAAAUCAGGAAGUUGAAAGUCAAGCAGAAAAUCUGGUUGGGUCAGAAACAAAGAAGAAUGACGAUGAUACUUGCUGCGAAGGUGAGAAAACAGACAUUUGCGAACGAGAAAGCAUAAUUGGAUUGCCCUCGGAUCAUAGAUCUGAUCAACCUCGUAUGGAAGUAGAGCAAGCAGCAGAGGCAGUUAGCGAGACACAAAACAUCCCUGUCGUUUCACUUCAUCAAGUGCAACAACAAGAUUCGGACGGUCUGCGCAGACAGAGCGUUACGAUAGCAACCAAAGAGGACAUCGUUGACUGCACGAGAGAUAAAUCGACUGCAGUGACUGAUGAGGCCACAAAGAACUCCCCAGCUCAUGAUCUCGUACACGGCGAUAUCGAGCCAGGCGCAGAGCAUCGUCAGCUCAUGCCAACCCUGGAGGAGGAAGAGACAAGUCGCCUUGACGGCAGGACGAGCGUAGACGGAGGGACUGGACUGAAGCUUGGGAAGGGCGUUAGAAUGUGCGGCGUGUGCGGGGAGGCGCACCAUUGGAAGAAGAAAUGCGGCGGGGGCCACAAAGAGGGAGACCUGAGCAACGAGUCAGGGGAGGUCGGGGAGGGCAGCGGCGGGAAGGCGGUCGAGAAAGGGGUGAGGAGGUGGCGUCGAGUGUGCGACUUGUGCGGGGAGGGGCACCAUUGGAAGAAGAAAUGCUGGGAGACGGCCAGAGAGUCCAAGGGCAGAGAUGAGGAGAGAGGCGUCAGGGAGGAGGGACAGACAGCCCAGGCAGCCCAGGACGAAGCAGCAAGCGAAGUUGCAUCAGACUCAGUUCAGCUCGUGCCAAGCUGGGAAGGAGACGGAGGAACGGCAAGGGCGGGAAUGAAGCGGAAGGAACGGGAGGACACAGGGGAGCAGGCGGCUGUGGGAGAGGCGAGCCGGCAGGCAACCAGCCAGGGCAGCGGCGGGAAGGCGGUCGAGAAAGGGGUGAGGAGGUGGCGUCGAGUGUGCGACUUGUGCGGGGAGGCGCAUCACUGGAAGAAGAAAUGCUGGGAGACGGCCAGGGAGUCCAAGGGCAGAGACAACGAAGAGCAGGCGGCUGGGGGAGAGGCGAGCCGGCAGGCAACCAGCCAGGGCAGCGGCGGGAAGGCGGUCGAGAAAGGGGUGAGGAGGUGGCGUCGAGUGUGCGACUUGUGCGGGGAGGGGCAUCACUGGAAGAAGAAAUGCUGGGAGACGGCCAGGGAGUCCAAGGGCAGAGACAACGAAGAGCAGGCGGCUGGGGGAGAGGCGAGCCGGCAGGCAACCAGCCAGGGCAGCGGCGGGAAGGCGGUCGAGAAAGGGGUGAGGAGGUGGCGUCGAGUGUGCGACUUGUGCGGGGAGGCGCAUCACUGGAAGAAGAAAUGCUGGGAGACGGCCAGGGAGUCCAAGGGCAGAGAUGAGGAGAGAAGCGUUAGGGAGGAGGGACAGACAGCCCAGGCAGCCCAGGACGAAGCAGCAAGCGAAGUUGCAUCGGACUUCGGACAGCUCGUGCCAAGCUGGGAAGGAGACGGAGGAACGGCAAGGGCAGGAAUGAAGCGGAAGGAACGGGAGGACACAGGGGAGCAGGCGGCUGUGGGAGAGGCGAGCCGGCAGGCAACCAGCCAGGGCAGCGGCGGGAAGGCGGCAGCCCAGGACGAAGCAGCAAGCGAUGUAGGGGCGGACUUCGGACAGCUCGUGCCAAGCUGGGAAGGAGACGGAGGAACGGCAAGGGCGGGAAUGAAGCGGAAGGAACGGGAGGACACAGGGGAGCAGGCGGCUGGGGGAGAGGCGAGCCGGCAGGCAACCAGCCAGGGCAGCGGCGGGAAGGCGGUCGAGAAAGGGGUGAGGAGGUGGCGUCGAGUGUGCGACUUGUGCGGGGAGGGGCACCAUUGGAAGAAGAAAUGCUGGGAGACGGCGAGGGAGCUUGGACGUGGUCAUCAGGGGGAGGGGAGAGGAAAAGAGACAGAGGUGGAGGUUGGUAUGAGGACUGCGAGGACGACACCAGCGUUGGCAUUGAGGAAUCCUUCGUCUAUGUCACAAGAUCUGGUUCACUUCAAGAUUCAACCAACAAACAGUGAGAAUCGAUCUCAAGUGGGUAACUUGUACUGGAAGCAUGUUGGCCAAUCCUCCUCAAUGCAUGAACCUAUGGUUGGUAAAGAUUACGUCUGUCUUUGUGACAUGUGUGGGAAUUUUCACGAUUGGAGGCAAAAGUGCAAUCAAGCAAAAACGUUCUCGUCUAACGCGGCAAACUCUCAACAAAUGCUGUUUGGUCAAGACGAUGACAGUGAAUCAAUGCCGAGAUCUCAAGAGGCCGAAGAAAUCGAACACCAGCAGGCUGCACAUGGGAACAUGGAGCUUGUAAAUGCUGCUUCAAGUUCAAACAGUACAAGUCGAGGAGCCGAAAUUGAUCUUCCUGUGGCUCCUAAUGCCAAGAAGGGAAGGUCAAAAUAUGUGUGGAAGUUGUGCGAGUUCUGCGGGGAAAGACACCAUGCAUUGAAAAAUUGCUCUGGCCAGUCGCGACUCAUCAAGGAGGCAGGAAGAAGGCGCAAGCUGUGCGGCGAGAUACAUCAUCACAGGAAGAAAUGUUUGGGCGUUCGCAACCCGGUGCGGCAACCUUCUACGGAGAGCCAAGUCACCAACAACAGACCAGAGGUCGAGGAGACAAGCGACCCGCCAGUCCCUGAUCAGAAGUCCAACGUGCUGAGAAUCAUCGGAGAGAUUCGUGAGGAAGCUCGCAUUGCCACAGCUGAAAUUGAGAGACAGGCGAAGCUGCAUAAGGAGCAGAUCCGUGCUGACUCCAUCCGGCUCAUCAAUCAACUUCGCCAAAGCAUCGGCCAGUGA